Molecule: messenger RNA, 4161 nt
Organism: Anguilla anguilla (European eel)
Lineage: Eukaryota; Metazoa; Chordata; Actinopteri; Anguilliformes; Anguillidae
Gene: vwc2
Product: von Willebrand factor C domain containing 2
Exons: 4
Coding region: 449-1324 (291 amino acids)
Biological process (GO): negative regulation of BMP signaling pathway
Cellular component (GO): AMPA glutamate receptor complex
Molecular function (GO): protein binding
Source: RefSeq, a predicted model, not a curated record
AGAUACGUUCUCCAAAUAGAUUUUACCCCAAAUAGCACCCCAUGAACGACAGCCUUUGGUCAGUCAUGAUUCAGAUGUUAGCUAAUAUCUCCGUAAAUGGAAUCGUAUAGCUCCACCCCUGUCUUCCUUUGCAAGAGGCCAGCAGUAUUCUUCACGUCUCCGUGCAUCACCGUGGUAGCAACCGUCGCCAAGCAUAGAAAUAAAACUACAGGUAGGAUACACACUCACAUCCAGUCAUCUUGAGGAAAAGCUGCAAAGUUCAUUCGAGAUUAGGCUACUGUGCCUCCGGAAUGCGAUUUAUUGCGCUUGCGACGUUCGUUCAAUAUCCAUGUCAAAAGUAGUGAAGAGGACUGCGACACAAAGGGAACCGCACAGAUGCAUAGGAAGAAUGCCAGUUACUUGAAGCGAGCUAUGUGAGAUUGUCUUCCUGUGCAAGUGGUGGGAAGACAUGAGGGCAGUCCUUCCCUGGGUCCUCUUUGAGGCAUACUGCCUAAUCACAGGCAUCUUUGGCAAUCCCAUGGCCCAUUUGUCCAUGAGCCGCAAACAGUUGGAGCGAACUGUGGUACAGAACCUGAAACCCCAGCCAGCUUCUAAGGGGGGGCUGAGCCAUUCCCCCCAGCGGGGCCUCAAGGAGACAAGCCUGGAGGAGAAGAGAGAGAUAAACUCCACUUCAUUUCACUCUGGGAUCAGGCAAGAGCCCUCGGCACUGGUCUCUCUGGAGCAGAGGGAUGAAGGCCCCACGAGUGACUCUACAAUCUCCCAGGAUUUUCUGGAGGAGUAUGCAUACCCAGACUACCGUGGGAAGGGCUGUGUGGAUGAAAGUGGCUUCGUGUUUGGUGUUGGUGAGAAGUUCACCCCUGGGCCUUCCACAUGCCCCUGUCUCUGCACUGAGGAGGGUCCUCUCUGCGCAAAGCCAGACUGUCCUAAAGUUCACCCACGCUGUAUCCGUGUGGACAACAGCCAGUGCUGCCCUCAGUGCAAGGAGAUGAAAAACUACUGUGAAUUCCGGGGCAAGGUCUACAGAUCGCUGCAAGAGUUCAAGGUGUCGGCCUGUGAGAGAUGCCGCUGUGAGCCAAAUGGGGAGGUGCUGUGCACAGUGGCUGCCUGUGCCCAAACGGAAUGUGUGGACCCGGAGUACGAACCUGAGCAGUGCUGUCCCAUCUGUAAGAGUGGGCCAAACUGCUUUGCAGACAAUUCAGUGAUACCAGCUGGGCGAGAGGUGAAGAUCGAUGAGUGUACGAUCUGCUACUGCACAUAUGAGGAGGGCACAUGGCGCAUCGAACGCCAAGCCACCUGCAGCAAGAACGAGUGCCAGCACAGUUAAAGCAGGUGCAGUAGGUGCUGGACUCACACAGUGCAACAAACUGUCUUCAUCUACAGGGGACCAGCCAAGUGACUAAUAUAGUAAUUCUAAUAUUGAAAUAUGUAUUGCAAACAAAAUCUUUGUAUGUUUUUUGUAAUCCAUGAAAAGGAAAUAUGUAUCUAUUCAUUAAUGUAUAUAUGGACGGCAAAGUAAUCUGAGGUACAGUCAGAAACAUUUGUUUCAUAAGACUGUGGUACACAUAUCAUGUUGUUCAAAUUAAAACUGUGAUCCAGAGUAUAAGUGAGCAAAACCCAGUGACUGAAGAAUGACAGCCACCUAAAAUUUCAUGUAAUCUGAAAAUAUUAGUGCAAAGCUGAAUACAUGCACAAACAUAAAUUUUACUAGAUUGACUAGAAAUGCGAUGGUAUUCUUUUAGUUGUUCAGAACAUUUUUUGUUCUGUUUUUGUUUAAAGGAGCCAUGCAAGAGAAGGACAUCCAUUAUAACUAAAUAUAAAUAUUUCUUAACAUAUGUAAAUAUAGAAACUCAUUUGUAUGUGAAUUUCCCAUGGUGGAGCUGCACAUAGUAAGCACAUUUUACUACUGAAGCCGGUGGACCACCUUGUUGCUGUGCUCUUUGAUUUAAUAAUUUGAAUGUGUUUAUGUGCUACUUGAAAACAUUGUCGCAUCUCUCAUCCCUUUAUUCAUCUCCCAUUACACCUCGGAGACCCAAGCAAACACAAAGUGACUUGUAAAUUUAGAAGAAAUACUUUUCUAUUCUAUAUUGUAUAAUAAUUUUGAAUAUUAUACUUUAAAAAGGUUACAUUAUUCAAAACAUCAGCCCAUUUGAGUGUGUGUUGAUAAAUCACAAUUGAUUUUGAUCAUAUUUUGAAUACAUGAAAUUGUCAUAAGAAACUGCCACACAUCCAGUUAUGGGCUUGGGGAAAAGUUUGGAGAUGCUAGUCUUGUAUUACACAAGGAGCAGACAAGGUGAGGUAGGGUAGGCUGUUAUUUUCAUGUGAACAUUGUAAGUAUGUUUACGUAUGUAAUGUAAUCUAGUGAAACAUUAUAAUUUAUUCAAAUUUAUUUCUGCGCUUUUUCCACAUAGAUUAUUCCAAAGCAACAUACAGUGCUUAUUAACCGCACAUUUGUUUUGGGACAGUGUGAGCAAUGGGAUGUCGGUAACGAAUUUCACACCUCUACACUGCCGGUGAUUUUUUAUUGAAUUUUUGAAUAUUGGAAUUUACAUUGACUGAUUUACUGUAGCGUUAUUGACUGUUAUGUACCUUAAUUGGGCCAUUGGCUAUAGUGGUCAUAAGCCUCUAAUUACCUGUCAAGUUCCAUUAAGUUUUGCGAUAUCCAAUGUAUUUUAUAUCUGUUUUGUCAAAAGUGGUGGAAGAAAAAUAAAUUUUAAAAAAGUACCAUAUUAAGAUAUGGUGACUUGCCUUCAGUGCUUGGGUAAAUAUAACUGCAAAAAGCAUGGUAUACAAAAGAAAAGUAAAUUGAAAUUACAUUUAUAAUUGUGUUUUAGUCUUUAAUGUGUAUUUUUGCCAAGCAAUGGUGACCUUCAUUUAUAAAAUGAACUUAUUGGCUAGGAUUACAUUAUAUAUAGUAAUUAUUUAAUGUACCAAGCUAAAAUUGCUGGUGCACUUCUUUUCAUAACUGUAUGUGGUAAAGUGGUUGUACAGAAGGUAUCCUAAUCAUAACAUAUUCUAUGAUAAUUUGAAGGAUUCUUCACAUAGAAAAACUGCUUAAAAUUCUGAAUUUUUAAUCACUUGCUGUGAACAUGUUUUCGUGCUCAAUGUGGAUUGGAACAGUAUAAUUGUAUGUACCCUAGGAAAAAACUGAUAAUGACUAUGACAUGACACUGAAGCUGGGUAUUUGGCUCUUUUGCACAUUUAUGCAUGUAGCCAUUAUGCUUUUUAACAUAACUUCUACCAUGUGAUAUCAGUCAGGACUACAUGUUUAUGAAAUUAUGUAAAAUGUGUGCUGCAUAAAUUGCAAAUGUAUGUGGUGCUGAAGAGAGUAUCUGCACAUAUUUAGGCCUGUGGGCAUUGCAGUUAAUGUAUGACUUAUUUGUAAAUGGAAAGAUUUGGCUACUGGUGGUCCAAGCAUGUGACAUACCUGUCAUGUUUGGUCAUGGUCAGUGUUCGAUAAACACUGGAAUUUACAUCUAUUUUUCACAAACUUCAGGAAGAAAAUCUGCGGAAAUCUGAAUAAUAUUGAUGGAUGCCUUGCACCUUUGGUUCUUGGCCCCUUAACAAAUUAAGACAAUAUUGAAAAAUUGAUCCCUUACUCACUUUAAUAAUUAAAAAUGGCAAAUUAUAUUUUAAUAGGAAAGUGAUACACCUUUUAACCUUGUUGAAUUUAAAGUAGAGUGAGAAAAUUACUGGAAAUAACCAUAUGCCAUGAAUAAAGAUUAGGUCAUUAAAGAUUCAGCUAAAUAAAGAUUUUCUGAAUCAGUAACACCUCUAAACUGUGUUGGAUAUUUUAUUGUAAGACAUUACCACAGGUAAUGGUUUCCAUCUUUUCACCACUGGAUUGAUCAACAUUCUCAAUUCAAAUAUGAUUAAAUGAAAACAUGGUUGACCAGUUAGAAAGUACCUAUAUAUUAUUAAGGUUAAGGAGGUUUGACAGUGAACUGUGAUGAGACAUUCCCUAGGUCCAAGCAACAGAUGCAACAGGAGUCCACUGUUUCAUGAUUAGAGCUCAGCAAACAAUGAAGGUAAAUGGCUUUCUGCAUAAAAUGCUGUAGGCCUUCAGUAUGGUGUUGAAAAAAUGCUUGGCUUUGUGAUGCUUAUGUUCAGCUGUCUGACCGAUGGACCGUGGACACAAAAAAAAUAAAUGAACUGAUGAGUUAA